This is a messenger RNA of Schistosoma bovis, 2052 nucleotides long. The record is from the annotation of a GenBank genome assembly. Lineage: Eukaryota; Metazoa; Platyhelminthes; Trematoda; Strigeidida; Schistosomatidae.
AUUAAAGCCGCGCUUUAUAUCGACUUGCGCUACGUCUCGAGUAGUGGUUACCGUGUUAAAAAGACCGAAAUAUUAAUCACGACGUUGAAAACGAAUUAUUUUUGAAAUAUCUAUCUUACAGAAUUAUUUCUAUAUACACCUCGUGAAUUUCCCUGGUUCCCUCAUUGUCUUAUAUGACACUGUAUAAUGACUUGUUUAAAAUCUUCUAUUAAAGAGAUCAUUCAAAAAAUUUUAAUUAGUUCCGGUGAAUCAUUUCAUACAUCUGAUCUUGUAUUAGAAUUAAUUUAUGAUUAUAUACGUAUAAAUGCUAAUCAAAUGUUAUUCUAUUUAUCCACAACUAAAUUACCAGAAUUAUAUGAUUUAUUAAAUUUAUGCAAAUAUCAACCUAUUCGUUUAAUUAGAAUUGUAAAAUAUUUUCGUACAAUAUGUACUAGUUCAUUUAUUAAAACAAAUGGAUUAAGUAUAAUGAAUGAAAAACAAUUAUCAUCAUUUAUCAAUGAUGAUGAUGAUGACGACGGUCGUGACGACGACGACGACGACGACGACGACGGUGAUGAUGAUGAUGAUGAUGAUAAUAUAAGAAAACCAAAUCAUAUAUUACCUAAUUCUAAAUGUUUCAAUUCUUUUCUCCCUCAUAACAAUUCAAAUUGGAUACGUUUAAAUAAAUUAUUUCAUCAAUUAUCUAUCCCUUUACCAACUAUUCAUCAUCAUCAUCAUGAUGAUCAUAAGGAUAAUUCAUUUUGGCAAUUGUAUCCAUUGAAAUUCAAACAAAUUUAUUAUCAAUUAUAUAAAGGUAAAUUAUUACGUUUAACAAGAAUUGAUUUAAUGACAUGUAAUGAAUCUAUUGAGAAAUUUUUAUCAUUUCAUCGUUUAAGACAAUCAGCUAGUUUAUUAAAUUUAACUAAAUCAUGUAAUUUAAAAAAAUUUCUUUAUUGGUUUUACUAUUGUACAUUGAAUAAUAAUAAUCAUAAUCAUAAUCAUGAUGAAAAUAAAAUUACAUUGAAAACUAUCAAUGAACAAUAUUUGAAAAUGUUACAUAAUAGUAUGACAUGUUCUACUACUACUACUACGACGACGACGAUGACGACGACCUCCUCCUUCUCCUCUUCAUUGUCAUCAUCUUCUUUGACCAUCGAUUCGUCAGUAUCAUCUAGGUCAUCCUCAUCAUCAUCAUCACCUCAUGAAGGUUUACAUAUACUUGCUUAUUUAUUAAAUGGUGAUAUCUUAGAUAUAAUUGAUAUGAUUUUAUUUAAUCGACAAAAAUUAAAUAUUAAUUUAACAUCACCUAUUACACCAAUUGAAAUUAAACAAGUUUUACAUAUGUUUACUAAUAUAUUGUAUCCAAGACAAUCAUCAUCAUCAUGAAUAGAUUGAUUGUAGAUAGUUCUCUUACAUGAAAUUCUGUUUUCCAUCUAGAUCUAUGUGAUAGAUAAUUUAGAUCAAGUUUUGUUCUUUGAAAUUAAAAUAGUUUACUACUAUAGAUAAGAAUAUUCAUCAUAUUUCCUGAACACACUAUCCCCCCUAUCAUCUCACUGAUAGGUUAGAUAUAUCAUAUGCAUUUCAUACUUUUUUUUGCAUUUUUAUAUUAGUUCUUGUUCCUUUCCUUGUAUCUAAGUUACUAUUAUUAUUAUUAUUGGAAUAUUAUUCACUGUUGAUUAUUCAUAAUAAUGAAUAAUUACUUUGAACAUAUAGUUGGCUUUGGAUUUAGUCCGAUUUCAAUGUGAUCUGUUGUUGUGUUGUUGUUGGGUUUUUUUUAUACUGAGAUUAUCCAUCGGGGAACAUUGUAGCGAAUUUAUGACUGCUGUGUCAAUGGUUUGACAAUAUUACAUCUGGUGUUCGAAUAAGUUAAAUGAACUUUAUAAAAUAUAAAUUGUAAAUUAGAUACUUGGCUUAUCAGUAACCAGGUUAUGCAUUCAAAUAGUGGUGGUUGAGGGAUUAAAGCAUUCUACUUGCAAUCGUUCAAUUGUAGGUUCAAACAAUCAUUCGUGUAGCCCUCAAAUGCCCUGGUAAGGCCGGAAGUGGGACGAGUUAGCUCUCCCUCUCGAAAUGCUC